Molecule: messenger RNA, 3530 nt
Organism: Carassius carassius (crucian carp)
Lineage: Eukaryota; Metazoa; Chordata; Actinopteri; Cypriniformes; Cyprinidae
Product: ephrin type-B receptor 2-like
Exons: 16
Coding region: 55-3054 (999 amino acids)
Biological process (GO): protein phosphorylation; cell surface receptor protein tyrosine kinase signaling pathway; central nervous system projection neuron axonogenesis
Cellular component (GO): neuron projection; plasma membrane
Molecular function (GO): transmembrane-ephrin receptor activity; ATP binding; protein binding
Source: RefSeq, a predicted model, not a curated record
UCGAGUGCUUGUGAUUAUACAGUAUUCACAGAUGGCCUGCCGGACAAGUUUUCAAUGAAUAUUAUAGGUCUUUACAGUCAAAUGCCCAAAUUCACGGCAAUUAUGGAUAUAAUUCGUUUGUUAUGGAUAACACGGAUUGUGUGGGCUGUUGAAGAUGUGUUGAUGGACUCCACGACGGCAACGGCAGAGCUGGGCUGGAUGAUAUAUCCAUCAUUGGGGUGGGAAGAGGUGAGUGGCUAUGACGAGAACAUGAGCACCAUUCGCACCUACCAGGUGUGCAACGUCUUCAAUGGCAACCAGAACAACUGGGUGCGCACCAAAUUCAUCAAACGGCGAGGAGCCCAACGGAUCCACGUGGAGAUGAAGUUCUCUGUGCGAGAUUGCAGCAGCAUCCCGAACGUCACCGGCUCUUGCAAAGAGACUUUUAAUCUGUACUACUUCGAGGCUGACAGGGACGAAGCCACCAAGGUGUAUCCCGCCUGGAUGGAGAACCCUUGGACCAAGGUGGACACCAUCGCGGCCGAUGAGAGUUUCUCCCAGGUGGACCUGGGUGGCCGUGUGAUGAAGAUCAACACGGAAGUACGCAGCUUCGGUCCGGUGUCCCGAAGAGGCUUCUAUUUGGCCUUUCAGGAUUACGGAGCAUGCAUGUCGCUCAUCGCCGUGAAGGUUUUCUAUCGCAAAUGCCCCCGAGUUGUUCGGAAUGGGGCCAUCUUUGAGGAGACCUUGUCAGGUGCGGAGAGCACCUCUCUGGUGUCCGCCCGGGGCAGUUGUGUCCCUAAUGGAGAGGAAGUGGAUGUUCCCAUUAAACUGUACUGCAAUGGAGAUGGGGAGUGGCUGGUUCCUAUCGGGCGCUGCGUGUGCAAGGCAGGGUAUGAGUCUGUGGACAAUGGGACCGUUUGUAGAGCAUGUCCAUCUGGGUCCUUCAAAGCAUCUCAAGGGGACCAGCAAUGUCUCCAGUGUCCCAUCAACAGUCGCACCACCAAUGAGGGUGCAACCAACUGUGUGUGCCGCAGUGGACACUACCGUGCAGACUCUGACCCUCUACAGAUGCCCUGUACCACGGUUCCGUCUGCACCCCAGAGAGUGAUUUCUAGCGUGAACGAGACUUCCCUGCGGCUGGAGUGGGAUCCACCGAAAGAGAGCGGAGGCCGGGAGGACGUGGUCUACAACAUCAUCUGCAAGAGCUGUGGUUCUGGGAGAGGGGCCUGCACACGCUGCGGUGACAAUGUGCAGUUCGUGCCCCGCCAACUGGGCCUGACCGAUCCCCGGGUCUAUAUCAGUGACCUGCUGGCCCACACGCAGUACACGUUUGAGAUUCAGGCUGUGAAUGGAGUGUCUGACCAGAGUCCCUUCUCACCUCAGUUCACUGCUGUCAACAUCACCACAAACCAGGCCGCUCCAUCUGCUGUGUCAAUCAUACAUCAGGUCAGUCGAACUGUGGACAGCAUCACACUGUCCUGGUCCCAGCCAGACCAGCCCAAUGGAGUCAUUUUGGACUAUGAGCUGCAGUAUUAUGAGAAGAAUACGGCAGAGUCGAACUCCUCUCUACUGCGGAGUCAGACUAAUACAGCGGUUAUCCGGGGCUUGAAGCAGGGGACCAUCUACGUCUUCCAGGUGCGGGCCAGAACAGUGGCAGGCUUUGGACGUUUAAGUGGGAAGAUGUACUUCCAAACAAUGACUGAAGAGGAGUACAGGUCCAGCCUGCAGGAGAAGCUGCCCCUCAUUAUCGGCUCUGCUGUUGCUGGUGUUGUUUUUCUCAUCGCUGUGGUUGUGCUCAUUAUCGUCUGUAACCGGAGAGGCAGUGACAGGACAGAAUCUGAAUACACUGACAAGCUUCAGCAUUACACCAGCGGCCACAUGUCUCCAGGAAUGAAGAUCUACAUUGAUCCUUUCACAUAUGAGGAUCCCAAUGAGGCAGUGCGUGAGUUCGCCAAAGAAAUAGACGUGACCUGUGUGAAAAUCGAGCAAGUCAUUGGUGCAGGUGAGUUUGGAGAGGUAUGUAGCGGUAAUCUCAGGCUUCCUGGGAAGAGGGAGAUUCUGGUGGCCAUUAAGACUCUGAAAUCAGGCUACACUGAGAAGCAGCGGCGGGACUUCCUGAGCGAAGCCAGCAUCAUGGGGCAGUUUGACCAUCCCAACAUCAUCCACCUGGAAGGAGUGGUGACCAAGAGCACUCCAGUAAUGAUCAUCACUGAAUUCAUGGAGAACGGAUCACUGGACUCCUUUCUUCGGCAAAAUGAUGGCCAGUUCACUGUCAUUCAGUUGGUUGGCAUGCUGCGUGGCAUUGCAGCUGGCAUGAAAUACCUCUGUGACAUGAACUACGUACAUCGUGAUCUGGCUGCUCGCAACAUCCUGGUUAACAGCAAUCUAGUCUGCAAAGUAUCCGAUUUCGGGCUUUCUCGCUUUCUGGAAGAUGACACAUCAGAUCCUACAUACACAAGCACCCUGGGAGGGAAAAUUCCAAUACGAUGGACUGCUCCCGAGGCCAUUCAAUACAGGAAGUUCACGUCCUCGAGUGAUGUGUGGAGCUAUGGGAUCGUAAUGUGGGAGGUCAUGUCCUAUGGAGAGCGACCAUACUGGGACAUGAGCAAUCAAGAUGUAAUAAAUUCAAUCGAGCAGGAUUAUAGGUUACCUCCUCCUAUGGACUGUCCAAAUGCACUGCACCAACUAAUGUUGGACUGCUGGCAGAAGGACCGAAACAACCGUCCGAAGUUCAAUCAGAUUGUUAACUCUCUGGAUAAGAUGAUCCGUAAUCCUGGCAGCCUGAAGGCCACCACUCCUCUCUCUUCAGGCGUACAUCUACCUCUGCUGGACCGCAGCACACCAGACUUCUCCAGCUUCAGCACAGUGGAUGAAUGGCUGGAUGCCAUCAAAAUGGGCCAGUACAAGGAGAACUUUGCCAACGAAGACCUCACUACCUUUGAAGCCGUGUCUCAGAUGAAUAUGGAUGACAUUGUGAAGGUGGGAGUCACACUAGCAGGCCACCAGAAGAAGAUUUUCAACAGUGUGCAGAUGAUGCGAGCUCAAAUGAACCAGAUCCAGUCAGUGGAGGUUUGAUUCUUAAAAGUGGAGGAUGGGACCAGUCUGUGCACACCAGACCCUUGUGGACCUCCAGAGCCCAGCAGUAGUCACUUUAUCUAGGGAUGAUCAAGAGCAGAUCCCCACAAGACCGCUAUGGUCUCGGUACUGCACCAGCACACUGAAGGCAACCUGUAGUCUUUGCAAUAGCCAAAUUAAUCCUUUAAAUUGGCUGCAUUUACAUGCAAAUUUAUAUUCCAGUAUUAUCUCUGACAUUGCAGUGUAUCUGAUAAACCACAUAAAAACCUCUUAUGUCUUUUGGAAUUUUAGUAUAUCUGUCAUUUAAUAGACAAUUAAGAAUACAUUUAUAAUUUAAGGUGGCCACCUUGUCAAAUAUACCAUUUGCAUUAAAAUUAAUAGCCUUUUAUAUGUAAAUUUCUUGCUCUAAGCAGCUUUCUCUAUUGUUACAUCAUGAAAUGUGCUAAAUCACCUGCCAGGUAACUAUUUUUGCUCAA